CUUUUUCUCUCUAUAUAUCUCAAGAGUCUUUGAGGUGUUUCUUGAUGCAAAAUUAGGGUUUCAAAAGUAAAGAAGGAUUCUAUUCUUUGCCAACAUCAAGAAACGAUAUCGGGUUCGAGUCUCUCGCCUUUUUUGCCGACUCGAAUUGCAAAAGACGAAGAACAACGACAAACCCACAAGAAGUUAGAGUUGGGUUCACAAAUCUUGUACUUGAAACCAGAAAGAAUUUGCUUUUUCUCAAUUCUUGGGUAGUCUUUAACUCUUAUGUACUCCAACUCCAUUUGGUUGUUAUAUCUUUCUUUAUUGGGAACGUAUUGAUUUUUUCUUUCCAUUUUCUUUACUUUGAGGCUACACAAGUUUCCUAAUUUGGAAAUAUUGAGCAUGAGAUCAGCCAAACAACAGAAAUGACAUGGUGUAAUGAUGAAAGCAGUAGCCUCCAAACACUCUCAACUUCAAACUCUACAGAAAAAACUAUCUUUCAAUCAAGAAAUCUCAAGAACAAGUUCACAACUUCAUGCCCUUCUUGUGGACAUACCAUACAACUUCAAGCUACGGGGUUGCUUCAAGAUUUGCCAGGGUUACCUGCCGGAGUGAAGUUCGACCCGACGGAUCAAGAAAUUCUUGAGCAUUUGAAAGCGAAAGUUGGAUGUGGUACCAAUCAACUUCAUCCCCUUAUUGAUGAUUUCAUUCCUACAAUUGAAGGUGAAACUGGAAUUUGUUAUACUCAUCCUGAGAAAUUACCCGGAGUUAGCAACGAUGGCCAGAUUCGCCAUUUCUUUCACCGUCCUUCGAAGGCGUACACCACCGGCACCAGAAAGCGAAGAAAGGUGCACAUGGACGCCGAAAGGGGUGAAACACGAUGGCACAAAACCGGCAAGACUCGGCCCGUUUUGAUCUCGGGUUCAAUCGAAGGGUUCAAGAAGAUCCUCGUGCUUUACACAAAUUAUGGCCGGCAAAAGAAACCCGAAAAAACCAAUUGGGUAAUGCACCAAUACCAUCUUGGCAACAACGAAGAGGAAAAAGAUGGCGAAAUAGUUCUCUCGAAGGUCUUCUACCAAACUCAGCCAAGAAACUGCGCCUCGGGAAUCAAGGAUUCGUCGUCAAUAGACGAGAAAACCGACAGAAACCCUAAAAUCAGGGAUACGGGAUUCGUUCAAAAUUAUAGCGUUGAUUGUCCUAAUUUUAUAUCUUAUGAUAUUGAUCAUCGGAGGCAGAUCAAUAGGGAAAUCCCGACUCGCGUUAUCCCUAGUUUUGCUUUACCCGAUGAUCCGUCGUCAUUUAUUCGUCUACCAACCGGAUCGAACAAAGAAUCAUGAGGAAGAAAUUAUUAUAGGUAACAAAAUGUUCGAUUUCUUGUGUAGUUGAUGAACAAGUUAUGCUUUUGAGAGUCUCAUAAGGACCCGUACAUUUUUCGGGGUUCAGAUUUCAAAGUCGGAAUAAUAUUAUACUUGUAAUUGUUUUAAAAGUAUAUUAUUAAUAGGGUUAAGUUUUGUAA
Messenger RNA from Cynara cardunculus var. scolymus (artichoke), 1495 nucleotides. RefSeq names its product NAC domain-containing protein 73-like. The record is from RefSeq and is a predicted model, not a curated record. Gene Ontology annotation, biological process: regulation of DNA-templated transcription. Bases 405 to 1316 code for a protein of 303 amino acids. Gene Ontology annotation, cellular component: nucleus. Lineage: Eukaryota; Viridiplantae; Streptophyta; Magnoliopsida; Asterales; Asteraceae. The transcript has 3 exons. Gene Ontology annotation, molecular function: transcription cis-regulatory region binding; DNA-binding transcription factor activity.